Molecule: messenger RNA, 682 nt
Organism: Mytilus trossulus (common blue mussel)
Lineage: Eukaryota; Metazoa; Mollusca; Bivalvia; Mytilida; Mytilidae
Exons: 3
Coding region: 46-645 (199 amino acids)
Source: RefSeq, a predicted model, not a curated record
GCCACUUCUACUACUCAAAACCAAAUCAUAAUUGCAACACAGGAAAUGAAGGAAGAUUCAAGCGGUAGUUUUAAUAUAGAUCCUGUCAUUGGUGGCAUUGUAGCUGCGGUAAUACUUAUAACUGUUUUGCUUGUGGUGAUUUCAUGCAAAAUAAGUUCAUGUGGAUUUUUCAAAACGACUAGUAUGGAUAAACAAGAAGUCUCAUUUUCAACAGCAGUUAGUGAACAUUCACAAAAUUCAGAAGUGCGAACAAGUGAGAUAACGACCUCUAACGAAUCAUAUGGCUUAUCUCCAAACAACUCAACCAACGUGUAUGCAGUCGUAAACAAAAUUAAAAAGAACGAAAUCCAAACAACCGAGGACACUUAUAUUGAGACAUCAUUCGGAGAAUAUGAUCGAUUAAACGGGGUAUCGAAACGGAGAACAGAUGCAAAGGAAAAUUUAUAUAACAGUCAUGCAGGUAUUCGUAACGAAAAUGACCCAACAUACGACAGUUCCAACCAUGGAGGAAGAACACUCCAAUUUGAUAACGAUGUGUAUGAUCAUACAGACACAUUAUUAACGGACGGUAGUGACUACGGUUAUUCGUCGACACUCAAAUCAGAAGCUAGAAAUGAAAAUGAUAUAUACGAUAAGGCUGUCUAGCGGCAACAUUUAAUAUCCCAAAAAGGAUUUUGGUAAU